CAACGAAUUCUGUUGAAUUUACCGUUUAUUCUUAUCUACUUCAUUGUAACUUUCCCUAUUCUAAAAAUCACAGUUACACAACAGUUAAAAAUCACGCGUCGGAUGUUUAAAAAUAAACCGCAACCGGCAAAGCAGGUCUAGUAAACAUAGCCUCAAUCUAGCCUAGACUCAACCUAACCUAUAUUUUAUAACAAUUAUCUACCCACAGUAUCUACCCUUGAGGAACAGGUCCAAAGCACAUUUUUUUAUUGCUGUAAAUCAUGAGAGUUUCAUUAGCCCAAUUAGCCAGAAUCGGAAAAUGGUCGAAACAAUACGCUAAUUUACCAGACCGGUAUAUUAAUAGAGCAAUGAAUCAAGUGUAUUGGAGAAAUCCAAAGGGGGUCCAAUAUAAACCGAAUGCGGUAAUUCAACGGAAGAAGUUCUACUUUGGCGUGCACAGGCCAUGGACUAUGGAAUUUAGGAACGAAAAUCAACCGGGUACUUUGGCUCCUAAGGUUUUUGUUGAACCUAUUAAAAAGUGGAGUUUUUUCAGAGGCGACAGAGUCGAGAUUUUAAUUGGUAAAGACAAAGGGAAACAAGGUAUUGUAAAAAGUAUAUUUGAGGAACGAAAUUGGGUAUUAGUGGAAGGUUUGAACUGCAAAUUGAAGAAUAUUGGAAAAGAUGAGAAACGAAAUUUUGAGGGAGUUUAUAUCCAAGAAGAACAACCUCUUUUAGUUACCACUGAUGUAGCGUUAGUCGAUCCUUCAGAUCUUAAGGCCACACCCUACGAAUGGCGAUUUACUGAAGAUGGACAGGAAGUAAGAGUUUCUACCAGAACUGGCAGAAUAAUUCCUGUCCCAGCAACUGCGGAAGAAACAAUUGAUUACAAAACCAAGUCCACAUACAAAGAGCAGCCUAAAGAUACGACCGCUGAUGUUAUAAAAGAUAUAACGUUUCAGCCUAAACUCCGUACAUUUGAAAUGGAUAUUAUGGAAAACAUGGGCAUCAAAGAAGAUAGAGUCCCACCAAAGUCAUAUUGGUAUUAAGAAAUGUAUUGCUUCUAGAAUGUAAGGACGUUAAUAAAGAUGUUUAUAAAUCCA
Dendroctonus ponderosae (mountain pine beetle) is the source of this 1079-nucleotide messenger RNA. It is a transcript of the gene mRpL24, whose product is annotated as probable 39S ribosomal protein L24, mitochondrial. Gene Ontology annotation, cellular component: ribosome; mitochondrion. Lineage: Eukaryota; Metazoa; Arthropoda; Insecta; Coleoptera; Curculionidae. Gene Ontology annotation, biological process: translation. The record is from RefSeq and is a predicted model, not a curated record. Gene Ontology annotation, molecular function: structural constituent of ribosome; RNA binding. Bases 261 to 1025 code for a protein of 254 amino acids. The transcript has 3 exons.